Messenger RNA from Notothenia coriiceps (black rockcod), 3008 nucleotides. RefSeq lists its product as uncharacterized. The record is from RefSeq and is a predicted model, not a curated record. Lineage: Eukaryota; Metazoa; Chordata; Actinopteri; Perciformes; Nototheniidae. The transcript has 2 exons. Bases 851 to 1315 code for a protein of 154 amino acids.
CCCUCUGUUUUCACUACCUCCCUUUAACCCACUGAGAUAUGAAAUAACUCCCAUGACUGUAGACAUCUGUUUAAGAAAUAGUUUGGCAUUUUUGGAAUUGAUCCUAUCAUCUCAAAUCUCUAAAGAGUAUAUACCAAAAUAUUAAACUAUUCCUUAAGCUCACACUCCUGUGCCUCCCACUUGAUCUAUACAACGCUGAAAUCAAGUCCUCUGAUCAUUGCCAACGCUCUCCUUUAACUUUCAUUAAUAAGAGAAUAACGCCACCCUCCAUGACAUCACUAAAACAAGCCAAUGACAGAGCUUCAUCUGAACUCAGACAGUCCUGUUUUAGCCAUAAAAUGCUCAAACGAUGCACUUUGUCUAAUCGCAGUCUGCAUGUUUGUCGCAUUCUUUGCAUAACAAACUCAUCUCCUCCAUUAAACCAUAAAGCACAUGUGUGAUGUUGACAUUACUGUACAUGUGUGUGAUAUGUUACUUGGCUCAUCUUGUUUUCAUGUCAUUUUUACUUUGUUUGUACUCAAUGUUUUGCGCAUUUGUUGAUGUUUAAGUGUACAUGUCUGCGUUUUUUUUUUUGUAUUUUCUUCCUCGUCCUCUAGCUCACUCUCUUCUGUGUUAAUCCCCAGAGUUCCGUUCUCCGUCACACAGCGGGAACCUGAACCGCUCGGCGUCUCUGAGUUGCACUGAGCGCGCUCCAGAUAACGGCUCCGUCGGGGGGAGCGUCACUCAGAUCCCGGGGACCCCCUUCCAGUACACACCAGACUUUAGUGUACGUGCUCUCACACACCUGCAGUUUGUUAAGGUCACUCGGGCUCAGUACCAGAACGGCCUCCUGGCGUCCAAGCUGGACAGCAUGCCUCAGUCCCCAGAGGGCAGCAACACCCGCCUGGACACGUCUGUGUCUCUGCCCCCCAUCACCCCCCCGGGGAGCCGCUCUCCGCUGCCGCUGGCCACGCCUCCUGCAAAGCACCCGCCGUCUAACAUCCAGCCGGGUGCCCGAGCCGCUCUGCCCCAGCACCCCCCCUCCUCCUCCCGCCGCAGACCCAGCCAGUCUCUGCCCCAAGUCACCCCCCCUCCGAGCAACCACAUCCCGCUCUCCCUGCCCCCUCCGUCCUCCAUGAGUUUAGCGCCGUGCACCAUCAUCCCCCACUCCACUUUGCCCUCCUCCAAGUCCCAGCCGUCGCGCCCCCUUGGUAGCCCGGACAACGGGCCGGGGGAGACCACCACUCUGCUCAGUGAGCAGCAGAACUGUGAACGUGCCCAGGCAAACCCUCACGUCCACACCAUCAGUCACACACACACUGAAAGCACCAUCUAACUAAAGUAGGAACUACACUACCUGCGCACUCACUCAAACAACACACUCUCGCACUACUUCCUGUUUCCUGUUUGCUUGUUGUCUCCUGAACUUUUCUGUAGAGUUCUUGGGUAUGCUGAGGAUCAGCACUUUACGUGUAUUUUAUAAACGGAGAUCCUCUUUUAUCCCUUCCUGCAUGAUCCCUUCCCGACACUAAAAAAAGAUGCAGUAUAGACACAACGAAGGCAGAGGGAACACUAGUGAUUACGAUUGGAAAUGAAGAAUGGGUCUUGUGUGUGUGUGUGUUUUUAAAGGGUCAGUUCACCAGGAUUACAAAAAGGCUUGCAAAUGUUUUUAUUUUUAUUUUUUGUCCAGGUUUUGAGAUUUCUGCUUCCACUUUUUUUUGUGAAAAAUUAACUCAGAAGCAACGUGCCUCUACAAAACCAAUUGUUCCAGUAUCUGUGGAUCAUCUACUGACCUCACUGUGAACCGUUUUCACAGGAAAUGCAUUACAGUGAGGAGAUCAUCUGUUUGAGCACACUGGGGUCUGUAGACAUCAAUUCUGAAAAGCCUAAAAUGCAUUUUUGCUUAUAAACUACAAAAUAUAUCCAUGUUACUUGUAUAGAACCGUAUACUUAUCUGCCUAUCAGAAAAAAUGAAAUUGCUAACCUCUUAUCCUGCUUUCAUGUCAGAGUAACAUGUCUGACUUGUAUCUUCACGUCAACUGCCAAGUUGAAAUAAUGACUUGUAAAGUCCGAUUUUGAGCCUGAAACCAAACUAACAUCAGCCAAAGACCAUUGUUCAAUGUUUUAAACCAAAAUGUACCAGAUGUGUUUUCACAAAAGGUUUUAUCCUGUAGAAUAAAGAUCAAACAUUAAAGUCCUUUGUAUUGAAGCGAAGAUAUCUCAAAACCUCUUCACAUGAAACUAAAACUUUUUAGGGUUUUUUGUAAUUAAUGUGAACUGAACCUCAACAUCAUCACUGGUAAGACAUCAACAAAAAACUCACAAUAUAGGUUGGUGUUGCCAGAUCAGGGCUGGGGUCAGUUUAGUUGGUUGGCUCAAUUUCCUUUUUUUUUCCAAAGAGUAAAACUUUUGGUUUAAGUUUAUGCUUUAAUGUACGAUAAGUAUGACUUUAGUUUUGAUUUUGUUCCAUGGGGUAACUUUUAUUAAGAUGGAUGAAAACCAAUACAUUGGUUUGUCUGCUGCUUCUGUCUGUCUGUCAGUUCAGCACCAGCAGACCAGAGUCAGAGUACUGAGUGGAAGCCAUACCAGUGAUUUUGCAUGUUUUCACCCAUUAAUACAAACUGUGAAUACUCUGCAUUAGAAUAAUACACUGUUAAAUGAAUACAGUGUUUAAAAAAGCUAAAUAUGAAUUGGCAAAUGUAAUGUUUUAUUACUUUUGUUAUAGUUUAUGAAUGCUAAUGUAUUUUUAUACACUACAAAACAUUUAUUGAAACCAAUGGCAGUCUGAACACCCCAGAGUCAACAAGAGAGUACAAAGGAUGUUAUGCAUGCAAUAUAAAAUAGUAAUAUAAUAUAAAUUAGAAAUGGAAAUACUUGUAGAACUUGCAAAAACAUCGGUAUGGUCCUUAAAGUCACUAAAUCUGGUGAUGUGAGGUGGAUGUUUAUGGCCUACCUCUUGACCAAGGCAAUAUGUUUAAAAUUAUUUAAUUUCCAAGAGUGAUAUUUAUUUAUGUAAAGUAUAUUUAUAU